Durusdinium trenchii is the source of this 810-nucleotide messenger RNA. The record is from the annotation of a GenBank genome assembly. NCBI's taxonomy places the organism in Eukaryota, Dinophyceae, Suessiales, Symbiodiniaceae.
AUGAAGUACAAGGUGCUGGGCUUCCCCCUGGACAAGCCCAAGCUGCGCGUGCUGUGCUUCCACAACGCCGGCAGCGCGGAAUCCAUCUACACCGGGCCGAAGACGCCGUUCAUCGACUGGGUGAAGGAAACGAAGCAGGUGGAGGUCAUGGCCUUCGACUACCCCGGCCGCGACAAGCUGCUGAAGGCCACGAAGCACACGACCACGGAGACCUUGGCGCCGGAGCUGCUGGGUGUGGCCUAUGAGAAGCUCACCGAUGGUGUUCCCUACAUCGUUUGGGGCCACUCGGUGGGCACCUGGGUCGGCUUCGAGUUCCUCAUGCACGCGCGAAAGAUCGGCCUGCCUAUGCCCUUGGCGGCCUUCUUUGUCACCUUCCCUGCACCACACUGGCCCGAGACGAAGCGCCCUUGGAGGAGGAAUGCCAAGCUGAACGAUGCAGAGAUGAAGAAGGAAGUCUUGAACUGGGACAGCACACACUUCGGCGGCGCGGGCAAGGUCGUCUUCGAGGAGCCCACCUGGAAAGAGACCUGGGAGCCGAUGAUGCGCGCGGACUUCAAGCUCUUCGACGAGUACAAGUUCAAGCACGCCGGCACACCGAAGUUCGACUUCCCCCUCCACUGCUGGUGGUGCGAGGGAGAGCACUUCAUCAAGGGAGAGAUGGUCCAGGCCUGGAAAGAUUGGACGUCCUCCGAGUUCGACUACCAGGUGUUGAAGGACACGGGGCACUUGACGGCCUUCUACCAGGCGGAGCUCAAGAAGGCGUACUUCACCAAAGUGACGGAUUUGAUGAAGAAGUAUGCGGGCUUGUAG